GGCGGCGCUGCUGGAGCCGCUCGUCGCGCUGCUGCCCGGCCUGCCUCCAGCAGAGAGCAGUGCGUGGUUGGUUGGAUGUGAGCGCCACCGACCUGUCUCUACUUCCAGAUCGAAGAUGGCGGUCUCGGUGUUCCCCGGCGUGCGGCUCCUCUCCAUCGGAGACGCGAAUGGAGACAUCCAGCGACACUCGGAGCAGCAGCCGCUGCGGCUGGAAGUGAAGAGCACGCAGGAUGCUGCUCUCAUCAAUCUCUCCAAUGGAGAGGAGGCGAGCGUGUUCAAGUGUUCGGUUUCCAGGGAGACGGAGUGCAGCCGCGUGGGGAAGCAGUCAUUCAUCAUCACGCUGGGCUGUAACAGCGUCCUGCUGCAGUUCUCCUCACCUGCAGACUUUCAGUCGUUUUAUAACCUCCUGAAGAACAGUCGGGGACAUGUCAAUGAGCGCUCCGUCUUCAGCGACAGAACAGAGGACUCCUCUGCUGUACAGUACUUCCAGUUUUAUGGCUACCUCUCCCAGCAACAGAACAUGAUGCAGGACUACGUUCGGACAGGGACUUACCAACGGGCUAUUCUCCAGAACCACACCGACUUCAAGGACAAGGUGGUGCUGGAUGUCGGCUGUGGAUCGGGGAUCCUCUCUUUCUUUGCAGCCCAAGCUGGAGCCAGAAAGGUCUACGCUGUGGAGGCCAGCACCAUGGCCCAACACGCUGAGGUGCUGGUGAACAGUAACCGUCUAGGAGAGCGCGUGGUCGUCAUCCCGGGGAAGGUGGAGGAGGUGACGCUGCCUGAGCAGGUUGACAUCAUCAUCUCAGAGCCCAUGGGCUACAUGUUGUUCAAUGAGCGAAUGCUGGAGAGCUACCUGCAUGCCAAGAAGUUCCUCAAACCCAACGGUAAAAUGUUCCCAACUAUUGGUGACGUCCACCUGGCCCCCUUCACAGAUGAGCAGCUCUACAUGGAGCAGUUCACCAAGGCCAACUUCUGGUACCAGCCCUCCUUCCAUGGUGUAGACCUCUCUGCCCUGAGGGGAGCAGCAGUGGACGAGUAUUUCCGCCAGCCUAUCGUGGACACAUUUGAUAUCCGUAUUCUGAUGGCCAAGUCGGUCAAAUACACAGUCAACUUCCUGGAGGCCAAAGAAGAGGAUCUCUACAGGAUAGAGAUUCCCUUUAAGUUCCACAUGAUGCACUCGGGCCUGGUGCACGGCCUGGCGUUCUGGUUUGACGUGGCGUUUAUUGGAUCAGUGGUGACGGUAUGGCUGUCCACGGCACCCACAGAGCCCCUCACCCACUGGUACCAGGUACGCUGUCUGCUGCAGUCCCCCCUCUUCACCAAGGCCGGGGACACGCUGUCCGGCACCGCCAUGCUGAUGGCCAACAAGAGACAAAGCUACGACAUCAGUAUUGUUGCCCAGGUGGACCAGACAGGAUCAAAGUCCAGCAACCUCCUGGACUUGAAGAACCCCUUUUUCAGGUACACAGGCACCACCCCCAACCCCCCUCCUGGCUCACACUACACCUCCCCGUCCGAGAACAUGUGGAACACGGGGUCGGCCUACAGCAUGAAUCAGGGGAUGCCUGUAUCAGGGAUGCCUGCAGCUUAUGACCUCAGCACAGUCAUUGGCAGCGGCCCGUCGGUGUCUCACAACAACCUCAUCCCCCUGGGUACGAAUUGCACUCCUCCUGACUUCUCAACAUCUCAUGUGAACACCGGAAUUGUAAACCACACCCACUCCAGGAUGGGCUCCAUCAUGAGCACAGGAAUUGUCCAGGGAGCCACUACGGGCCAGUCAGGUCCCAGCAGCAGCGGUACUUACUACCCCGUCACCAACCAGUUCACCAUGGGGGGCGCCGCCAUCUCCAUGGCCUCACCCAUGGUCAUCCCCAGCAACACCAUGCAUUACGGCAGUUAAGACGAAGACCUCACGAAGACCUCUUCGAUGUCCCCGCCCCCGCAUGACAAGAGAUCCCAAUCCUCUCCCAGUGGAGCCCCUUGGCCCCCCCCACCCCCCACCCCCCCCCGCCCUGCCCUUCGACCCCCGACUGACGCACCAACUGCAGCCAAAACCAAUAUACCAAAACCAGUGCUGUGCUGGCACUGCCUCCUGUUGUUCCUCAUCCUGCCCCGUUGAGCUCAUCACUCUACGAACGGUCCAACGCUCUCGUAUCCGUCCAGACUCUUGUCCCGCUAACAGACAAAACCUCCUUUCCCCUCUUGGAUCCAUUGGGACUUUAACACGUGCACAGCUGAGAUGCACGGCCGUUAUUAUCUAUCCCCCUCCUCCCUCAACAUGUAUCUCAGUCCCUCUUUUCUUUUUUUUAUGUGUCAUAAUGACCCCCAAAGUGUUUUUUGAAACCCUUUCUUCGGUAAGAACUCGCUGCCAGAUACCAGCACCGGUCCGUUCCUACACUUCUCCCCACAUCUGGUCCAGAUCUACACUGAAGCCUUUCAUUUGUACAGGAGGACACUAUUAUCAGUACUCAUCUCUGGGCUUCAUAUCUGAUCCAAUCUUCAAGAGACGGACACAUGCAAGACAAAUCACAAGCCAACAUAUUCUCCAGCACUCAUCAGUCUACUCCUGCAUGUAGUUUUGGUUUUCGGCAGAUACAACAGAAAACUGAAGCCGUCUACAUGCCUCGGCACUCUAAGGAGUAUGGGAAAUAUGCUUUUUUUGUGACCCCCCUAGUUGUGCUCACUAUGUGUGGUUCUACUUAAAAGCAGUGGUGUUUUGGGAGAAUGGUCACCUUCCAUGCUGAGUGUGAUCAUCUCGUAGGUUCCGGUCCUCUUUGCUAAUACCUCAGCUGACACUACGCUGGCUGGAAGUGGGCUGGCACGCUAGCGUACAUCGCAUCAAGUGACAGUCGGCCUCACGGUAACAAGUGUUCUGUCUUUCUUAAAGCCGACACCUCUCUGUGGGCUCAUCACUACGAGUGGCACCUCUCUCAUUACACAUUUGAUCCAUUGUUGAAAUACCAAUAUUGAUCCGUGCAGCUUUAAAUAUGCUUGUACAUCUCACCCAUACCCGUGACGUGGUUAGCCUAGCCUAGCCUAGCUCAAAGGCUAGAAGCAGGGAGAAACUACCACAUCGUCUUUAUCUAAAGUUAAAAUACACACCUGUCCUAAUUCAACUUUAUAUAUUCACUCAAUAUGUCAAAUAAAACUGUAAAAAUCAGAUGCUCUCAGAGCAGGAUGCUGGAGGAAUUUUUUUUACUAAAAACACGCAGCGUCUCCUCAUAGAGGAGCUGCUGGUUUGAGCACCGUCCAAAGUGAACAAAAAGCCAGGUGACACUUUUCAAUCUCUUACAAACAAACCAUUUAAUAAAAGGAGUGUUUUGUCCCGUUUUCGACAGAGCUAGGCUAACGUUUUGUCUUGCCACUAGAGUGGCGACGGUGUCAAAAUUUUCAAACGGGUUUGUUAUUAAGCCAUAACACCGGACCGGUAUACCGAAUCUUACCACUAUAUGUCGUACUUGACUCAGCAGCUGCAACUCAGAGCCACUAAAAUGAGAAUAGCUGGUCCACCUUAAAGGUCCACCCACCUUAAAGGUCAGCCCACCUUAACCGAGCCGUUGUUGUCGCUAACCUCGGGGCUAACCCCCCCUCACUUUAAUCAGCAGGUGACAAGAAAGACACGGGAGCACGAGGAGUUGUAGCAUUUAUUCACCGUCAGUCUAAACUGUUCACACACUGCUACGUCCAGUUCUAACAUUACUGCUACCUUCAUAGUCACCGGCAGCCACACGCUCGCUCUCCAUUUCUCUCUUGACCUCACACUCGCUGACGUUCCGGGCCUCCCCGUGAUCUCCAUCAUGUUGCCGAUGUUAUGCCGAACUCACCGGGCUCCGCUAAGCAGAUGAGCACGGCCUGUCAGACACUAUAGUGGCUCCGUUAGUCUGUAAAAUAUAACAUCCGUUAUGUAUAGAACAUGCUAAUCACAUUGUUCUUUUGCUUAUUAGUAACGCAUAGAAGCUGGAUUUAGCGCCGCGACGCAGUUGACACAGGUCGCUGAUGUCGGCUACUUUUUAAUUAACCAGAAUGCGUCAUAAUGACAAAAUGCCAGCUCAACAGGUCGGCGUAAAAUCACACUGGUGUACGCUCGUACAGCCGGACCAGACCGGCAAAACUAGGAAAUCUACCCAACUCUAGUUGCCUCCGGUCUCAGCACUGAGAGAUAUCUCUGUUCUAGACUCAAUUACAUUGAAUUAACAAGUCUUUGGAUCGGACUGUAGGUUAGACGAGGUUAAGGGCUCCGAAUGCUUCAGCUAGGUCGUCUGACGUACGAUCACGUCUAAAGGGAAAAGGGUUGUUCCAGCCUUCUCCUGGCUGCAUCCCACCGCCGGCCGGAUCUCUCCAACAAGUCAAACACUUUCAGUCUCACAAGAAAAGAUUCUUCUUUUUGCUCAACAUGGAAGGUGACCAAUGGGACAGUCUGCUGAGAACUGAGUCUUAGUUCAAGGCCGUUGUCUUCACCCAACACCCUGUUUUUAGCUGAGAGGACACAUCAUAUCAGUCAUUUUGCUCAGAUGCUGAGAACCAGUAAGGACCAGUGACCCAGCUGGAAUGAGAGAAGCUGUGCUGGAUCGGCAGCGUCCCAGUUUACAUCCUGGCUUUCUCCCCCUGCUUCUCCUCCCCCCCUCCUUUGAGACUGUCGCAAAGAGACUUCAACGUGGAGGCGUGGGAGACGGGGCCGGUCCCACCCGCCUCCCUCCUCGUCUGUUCACUCUGUAUGAAAUCCAACAUAUCAUGCCCCGACACCCUCGUCCUCUCUAUCGGUCACAGAGACAAGGACUGACACAUGUAUGCAUCGCUUCCAGUGUCACUACUAUUGGACUCGGUUCAGUGGAAUUUAGCGAGUUUUAAGAGCUGAGAAAAAUGUCUCUUUGUAGGAUUAACCUUUUUGUUAUCUUUAUUUUGUUUUUUUCUUUCACAAAAAACAAGAAACGAUGAAAAAAAGAGAGCAAAUUAAAUGUGGUGGAGAUGUUCCAAAACCAUCCUGGAAUCAGGUGUUGUAGUACUUUGAAUCUGUGAAAUAGACUGGACACGCCAGAUGUUUAGCCUA
Messenger RNA from Sebastes umbrosus (honeycomb rockfish), 5047 nucleotides. RefSeq names its product coactivator-associated arginine methyltransferase 1 (gene carm1). The transcript is spliced from 16 exons. The record is from RefSeq and is a predicted model, not a curated record. NCBI's taxonomy places the organism in Eukaryota, Metazoa, Chordata, Actinopteri, Perciformes, Sebastidae. Bases 116 to 1900 code for a protein of 594 amino acids. Gene Ontology annotation, biological process: peptidyl-arginine methylation. Gene Ontology annotation, molecular function: protein-arginine N-methyltransferase activity.